Molecule: messenger RNA, 2344 nt
Organism: Penaeus chinensis
Lineage: Eukaryota; Metazoa; Arthropoda; Malacostraca; Decapoda; Penaeidae
Product: glycine receptor subunit alpha-2-like
Exons: 11
Coding region: 273-1823 (516 amino acids)
Biological process (GO): nervous system process; signal transduction; chemical synaptic transmission
Cellular component (GO): neuron projection; membrane; synapse
Molecular function (GO): transmembrane signaling receptor activity; neurotransmitter receptor activity; extracellular ligand-gated monoatomic ion channel activity
Source: RefSeq, a predicted model, not a curated record
GGGAGGAUGUGCGUUGUCCCGUUCCUCAAAUCCCAGAAAAAGAGAAUGGCAACAUUUUAUGGUUUUAGAAGCGACUUUUAAAGUUUUUAAAAAGGUGAACAGCUUACAAAAAGGCGAAAAAAACAAACAAAAGAAAUUUUCAAAAAUCUAUAAACUUCGAACAAGUGCAGAAGGAUCGUGAAUGCCGCCGAAUGUGAAGUAAAUGUGAAGCCGAAGACACUUCAGCGGAAAAGAAUUUGUGAAGGAAACUUCAUGUAAAUAACUGGAGCAAAAUGGCCCUCCUCUUCGCCGGUGCGGACACAGGACAGGUUCCGACGAGUCACUGGAAGCUCAAUUCAGUCCGAAAACAAAGAUCGAAGCUUCAGAAAAGAGGCUUCGAACUGUGGAAGCGAAAGUCAGGAUGCGUGAAGCGAUAUAACUCCGCCGAGGUCAGCAGAGGCGUCGGUGCCACUUACAAGAGCUGCCUGCUGAUUGGACUUCUCCUUAUCUUGAACAUGCAGCCUAGCAGAUGUGCCACGGAGGACGACUCUUUACUCGAGAUCUCGGAUAUUUUGCCCGAAGAUACGAAGAGCUAUGACAAGAUGCGUCCUCCACAGUCGCAGGGAAACCCCACCGUUGUCUACUUUCAUGUCACUGUCAUGAGUCUGGACUCCAUCGACGAAAGUUCUAUGACCUACGCCGCGGACAUCUUCUUCGCCCAAAGCUGGAAAGACCAUCGCCUCCGCUUCCCACAGAACCUCACGGGAGACUACCGUUUGCUGCCUGUCUCCUGGCUCAAAGAUAUAUGGAGACCCGACGCCUUCUUCAAGAACGCGAAACAAGUGACGUUCCAGACGAUGACGAUUCCGAACCACUAUCUGUGGCUGCACCUGGACUCUACGAUCCUCUAUAUGGUCAAGCUGACUCUCCUCCUCUCCUGUGCCAUGAACUUCCAGUCAUAUCCUCAUGACACUCAGCAAUGUGCCAUGAAGAUUGAGAGCUUAUCUCACACCACGGACGACCUGAUCUUCGUGUGGGACCCUGUCGUUCCUCUCGAAGUGGACGACACCAUCGAACUUCCUCAACUCGAUCUCGUGUCCAAUGAGACAGGGGACUGCACUCAAGUGUAUUCCACAGGAAACUUCACUUGUCUCGCAGUGGUGUUCACGCUGAAACGCCGGCUUGGAUAUUACCUGUUCCACACUUACAUACCGACCUGCCUCAUCGUUAUCAUGUCGUGGAUUAGUUUCUGGAUUAAGCCCGAAGCUGUCCCUGCCCGUGUGACCCUGGGCGUGACCUCGCUGCUGACGCUGUCCACGCAGCAUGCUAACUCACAGAAGUCGCUCCCGCCUGUCUCCUACAUCAAGGCCAUCGAUAUGUUCAUGUCGUCAUGCACUGUAUUCGUUUUCCUCUCCCUGAUGGAAUAUGCGCUGGUCAACGUCAUACUCGGGGAUAUGGUAGAUCACAGACCCACCGGAGACACCAUGAUGAGGCGCAUAACGAGGAAGAUCACUAUACGCAAGCCGCGGCCAAAUACUGUUAGGAAGAGGAACGGAGGCGAAAUCACCCUGGAGGAGGCAGAGAACGGCGGCCCCGGAGACUCGCCAGUCGACCCCCGCCUCGUCGCCCCCUCCCCCACCGUCUCCACCGCCCACCAGCACCCCCCGCCGCUGCAGAUGUGCUCGAAAUACGGCUCAAGUCCCAACCUGGCGAGAACAAUGGCCGCCGAGAUGAAGGAGUCCCGCGAGAAGGCCAUCUUGGUGGACAGAUUUUCCCGCGUUGCUUUCCCGCUCAGUUUCACCAUUCUGAACCUGCUCUACUGGGCCGUCUACUUCGAAUGGUAGAUGGGAAGUGAUACGGCCAGGUAGACGCGUGGCCGAGACAGGUAGACGAGUGGCCCACACAGGUAGAUAAGUGAUAGGCCACGUAGAUGUGAGAGGCCAAGACAAGCAGAUAAGUCCGGUCCGGGAGGCGGUGGCCAUGCUGGACAUAGCGGAGAGUGCUGGGCCAAACGCUUUUUUUUUUUCUCUCUCACGCUUCUCGCGAAAUUGUCUGACAGUGGAUUUUUUAUUCUCUUUUUCUAUGGGGCGCAAAUUGGUAUAAGCAUUGGGAAACGCCUGAACAGUGAUUAGUAUAACCGCUACGAUUCAUAUAUCGUAAUUUCAUUCAUGAUAUCGCAGAAUUUUCCACAGCUUUUAGGGCAGGCUGCGUCACAGCACUUCGCUUGCCUCGUUCGCUCGUAUUCAGAGACACUCGGGACCCCUUGGACGGAGCGCCGGACUCGAGCUGAUCAGCGACGGGCGCGAGAGGCCGGCCCGGCUCGCCGCCCGGGAAGGCCUCGUGUGAAUGGGAGCGGAAGGCUCAU